AUGUGCCUACGGAGAAAGGGAAGCUGCGGUCCAAAAUCGAAAUUGAAAACAUUCAAUCUGGAAGGCAUUGCCGACUUCAUAAAUACAGAAAAACCACGAAAUAUUAUUGUCAUGAGUGGAGCAGGCAUUUCUACCUCAGCUGGAAUACCUGAUUUCAGAAGUCCCGGAAGCGGGUUAUACGAUAAUCUACAAAAGUACAAUCUUCCUGAUCCACAGGCAGUCUUCGAUAUAUCGUUCUUCCGUAGAAAUCCAGAGCCUUUUUACGACUUAUGCAAACAACUCUUCCCUGAAACUUUGAAUCCAACACCCUGUCACUUCUUUGUUAAGCUGCUUCAUAAGAAGGGUAUACUACGAAGAUGGUUCACGCAGAAUAUCGACUCAUUAGAAUUUAUCACUGGCGUGCCUGACGAGAAAAUAGUUUGUGCUCAUGGGAAUCAUCACACAAGCACUUGUCUCAAAUGCCACAAAAAAUACGAUAUGCAGUGGAUCACAGAUCGCAUAAAGGAUCCAGCCUGCAAAGUUCCAAAAUGUGAAAAAUGUGAUGGUGUGGUAAAACCAGAUAUCGUAUUUUUCGGCGAAAACUUACCGGAGCGCUUUUUCAAAUGUGCUAUUGAGGAUUUCCCUAAAUGUGAUUUAUUGUUGAUUUUGGGGACGUCGCUGGUUGUACAACCUUUUGCCAGUAUGGUCAAUGAGGUGUCUGAAGAUGUUCCCCGUUUGCUAAUCAACAGGGAAGAAGCAGGUCGUGCAGGUUUGUUCGAACGCGCCAUGGGCAUUCAGGGAUUAUGCUAUGGAAUGAAUGAAAAUAAGAGGUGA
Molecule: messenger RNA, 813 nt
Organism: Cylicostephanus goldi
Lineage: Eukaryota; Metazoa; Nematoda; Chromadorea; Rhabditida; Strongylidae
Source: the annotation of a GenBank genome assembly